AUGAUGCCGCUCGCAGACAUGCCUCCACCAAGACGGCAAUCGGUCGUUGCUAAUCUUUUUGCACGAAGGCAAACCGUUGCUAAUGUACAAGGCAUUCCGACGUUUCCGAGAUCAAGAGCGAUGAGUACGGCUGCUGCGCUUUCCACGGUUCCUGCCGUAUUUAGUGUCGAGGCUGACUUCCAAAAGAGUAAAUCAGUGGAUGCUCAAAUUGAAGAAGAAAAAUCACAAAAUCCAGUGCUCCGAAAGCUUCGCCGAUUCAGUUUCUUGCCAACUCGUGAACCGGCCAGCGACAUGACUAGGCGGAGUAGCGUAUCACCGCAACAAUUUGCGGCUGGUAGUGUGCACAUUAAUCGCUUAUUCAUAUUCUCUUCACUUACUGCCUUUCGCUUUUGA
Anisakis simplex (herring worm) is the source of this 393-nucleotide messenger RNA. The record is from the annotation of a GenBank genome assembly. Lineage: Eukaryota; Metazoa; Nematoda; Chromadorea; Rhabditida; Anisakidae.